Messenger RNA from Postia placenta MAD-698-R-SB12, 681 nucleotides. RefSeq lists its product as hypothetical. NCBI's taxonomy places the organism in Eukaryota, Fungi, Basidiomycota, Agaricomycetes, Polyporales, Adustoporiaceae. The transcript has 9 exons. The record is from RefSeq and is a predicted model, not a curated record. The coding region runs from base 1 to 681 and encodes 226 amino acids.
AUGGUCGAUUGGACUUCGCCUGCGGAGAUUAGUCGCGAUGCUGACGUUUAUGGAAAGCUGAUAUUCGCUCUUUUCGGUCUUUAUGUCUGGGAGCUCUUCCAAACUUCCGGAUUCGAAUAUUCUAUCAUUACUAUGAAACGCAAGUUUACCUGGCCCUUGGUGCUAUUCUUUUUCCUUUGCAGAUAUUGCUUGCUCGGGUCCUUGAUAGGAUUGAUUAUUUCACUGACCAUCCGCAAUCCGGUCAAUUGCCAGGCUCUGUAUAUCUUCAACUCUUGGGCAGGAAACAUGACAAUUCUCUGUGCUUCCACUUGUCUCAUGCUCAGAACAAUUGCCAUCUGGGAACGCAAGCUCAAAAUUGUGAUACCCCUUUGCCUCCUGUGCCUGGCACAUUGGGUCCUCCUAUGGCGAGGGAUGUUCAUCCUGAAAACUGAGUACUCGCCGUCACAAGACGCGUGCGUCCUGAUCUCGAAUAAUCAUGUCUUCCUCAACGUGACGUUCUUCAUGACGAUGGGCUUUGAUCUCACUAUUCUCGUGUUCACCAUGGCCGCGCUUGUGCCCAAGAAGACACGCUCGGAUUUAUGGACACUACUGUUCAGGGAUGGGCUGGUGUACUUCAUCAUUACGUUCUGCUUUAAUGCGCUUCCUGCCAUCCUUAAUGUCAUCAACCUGAACGGUGGGUAG